Perca flavescens (yellow perch) is the source of this 1287-nucleotide messenger RNA. Its product is annotated as cellular retinoic acid-binding protein 1. Gene Ontology annotation, molecular function: lipid binding. The transcript is spliced from 4 exons. Lineage: Eukaryota; Metazoa; Chordata; Actinopteri; Perciformes; Percidae. The record is from RefSeq and is a predicted model, not a curated record. The coding region runs from base 95 to 508 and encodes 137 amino acids.
GAUAGAGGGAGAGAAAGAGCCUGAAGAAAAGAGAAAGGAGACGGACGACAGGAGACGAAAGGCUGACACACAUUGAAAACCCCCACAAGAAAAAAUGCCCAAUUUUGCAGGGACAUGGAAAAUGAAAAGCAGCGAGAAUUUCGAAGAUUUGCUCAAAACCCUGGGUGUGAAUGCCAUGCUGAGGAAGGUAGCGGUGGCAGCUGCGUCCAAGCCACAUGUGGAGAUAAGACAAAAUGGCGAACACUUCUACAUCAAGACUUCUACCACAGUCCGCACCACGGAGAUCAACUUCGUCAUUGGAGAGGAGUUUAAUGAGGAGACGGUGGACGGCAGAAAGUGUAAGAGCUUGGCCACUUGGGAAACUGAAAACAAGAUUUACUGCAAACAGACUCUACUGAGCGGGAAUGGCCCAAAGACCUACUGGACCCGAGAACUCAACGGGGACGAACUCGUACUGACUUUUGGAGCCGAUGAUGUGGUGUGCACGCGGAUCUACGUGCGAGCAUAGCAGAAGUAACCAAUUUCAAUUUUCAACAAAUAAUGUCUCAGUCUCUGAACUUUCAGAGUGCAGAAUUUCACAUGAAAAUCAACCUCUCAAAUAAUCUGUUUUAAGUCAAUGUUUUUGCAUCUUCAUGAAAAAUCACAAUUUCAGAUGGAUAUCACUGCUUUUCUCCCUUUUUGUAUAUCAUUUUUUCAAGAAUUGGAAAUUAAACGAUCAAAUUAUGAUGUCUGUCUGUUAUAUUGUUGAAUUAAUGCUUGACAUCUCGGCACAGCAGAAAAGACAAAGAAGCAGCAGAAGUAGUGGAAGAAGUUGCUGGUCUGUGUGAGGACUGGCGUGGCCCGUGCUAUACAAACACGAUGGCAGAAAAUUAAAGAAGGAAGUGGUCAACUGAGAUUCUGUCUAUUUAAAGGAUAGUUUAAUGCUGAACACCAUACUAACACUCAUGUACAACAUCAUAAAAGUCAAGAGAAUAGACACAUUAAAACAAGGUACAAACAAUGUUAUGUACAAUCACCUCCCCGGGACUUCCUGUGGUAUUCCAUAUUAAACAUAGUAAAUAUAAAAAUAAAAACCCAAGUAAUAAACUGUUCCAAGAUUGUCUGUAGCUGGUUAUGUUACCGACCAGUGCCUUACAUGGAGCAUGAAAUGUAGUCAAGCAGCUUUUAGUUUUUUGCCAAUCUGCAUCUCUAUCCUAAACAUUUGGUGUGUUUGCUUCCAUCCUGCUCAUGUUAUGAUCCAUAUGUGAAAAACAAUAAAGAUAAUAAAGAUCUGAAUGUUUUCCUAAA